Molecule: messenger RNA, 1700 nt
Organism: Alnus glutinosa
Lineage: Eukaryota; Viridiplantae; Streptophyta; Magnoliopsida; Fagales; Betulaceae
Exons: 7
Coding region: 357-1466 (369 amino acids)
Molecular function (GO): hydrolase activity
Source: RefSeq, a predicted model, not a curated record
CCGGUCGGGAGUUGCUGUAUGAGGCCUAUUAUCCUGGCCGGAAUUGUAGGCUCCCAGGUCCACUUACUUGGAUUGACCGGGUGUGUAUAGGGCCCAUCAGCCACCUAAUCAAACGAUUUCUCCUUUCUUUUCGGAGCUACGAGAUCUCUUCUUGAAACUCCUAUCGGCAUCCGUUUUGCCGUGUACAAUCUCCACGUAUAUGAAGGCCCAUAGAAAAUUAAAGAAAAACUCUGUUGAUGCUCAUGCAAAAAACCAAAACAGCUCUUCAACGCUGCAUCUUGUGAAGAGGGUCCAAAAGAUUGGGAGAUAUACUCUCCAAAGAUCGAAGGCAUUUGGUCGGUUCUCACACUUCACACAUGUUAGUGGGGUUCAUCCCUUCUUGCCUGAGUGUAUCUCAGAAACCCCUGCGUUUGAACUCUCUCUCCAAUCACAAAUACGAAAGAGGAAUAAGGUGUUGCAUCAAACGUCCUCAAAUACUACCUUCUACUUCUGGAGAUGCUGUUGGCUUGCGUGUCUUUGUGCUCUCUGACUUGCACACAGACUAUGCAGAGAACAUGAAAUGGGUGAAGUCCAUAUCAACCGUGAGACACAAGAAAGAUGUUCUUCUCGUUGCAGGUGAUGUUGCAGAAACAUACGAGAACUUUGUUUUGACUAUGUCUCUCCUGAAGGAUGGAUUUGAGCAUGUUUUCUACGUACCAGGAAACCAUGAUCUUUGGUGUCGUCGGGAUGGAGAAGAUAAUGAUGAUUCUCUUGAAAAGCUAAAUAAAUUGCUUGAUGCAUGUAGAGGACUUGGAGUUGAGACCAAUCCCGUGGUUAUAGAUGGCUUGGGAAUUAUUCCAUUAUUCUCCUGGUACCAUGAGAGCUUUGAUCGAGAGAAGGAUAUAACUGGCUUUUACAUUCCGUCUUUGGAGAUGGCAUGUAAGGACUUUCAUGCAUGUAAGUGGCCUGGGGAAAUUUCAAAUGGCGAUACCUCCCUUGCUUUGUACUUUGAUGCAAUUAACGAAAAAAAUAUGAAUGAGAUCAAGGAAAUCCAGAGGACUUGUAGCCGAAUAAUUACAUUUUCUCACUUCGUUCCUAGGCAAGAGCUAUGUCCAGAGAAGAGGAUGCUAUUCUAUCCCAAGCUCCCAAAAAUUAUCGGCUCUGAUUAUCUCGAGGUUCGCAUAAGGUCUAUACAUGGAAUCCAGGGGAGUGCAUAUGCAUGUCAUGUGUUUGGUCAUACCCAUUUUUGCUGGGAUGCUGUGGUUGAUGGUAUCAGGUAUGUGCAGGCACCAUUGGCUUACCCAAGGGAACGGAAGAGAAGAAUGAAUGGGGGUGAAAAUUGGCUACCAUUUUGCCUCUAUAUUGAUGGGAAAUUUUCUGAUACACUCUCUCCCUGUUAUUGGUCCGACUAUUACUCUGCCAACCAAAGAACACCUAACAACACCGAACUUGCUCCUUGGGUUGCCAGAUUCUAUAACCAAACAUAACACAGUACUAAUAGUGUAUACCCCGUUCGUUUAUCUUAGGAAUCCUAAGAUUUUUAUUUCCUUAACAAGCUGUAUCUGCAUAUUUUGAUUCUAUUUCCUUAUUAGGCCAUUUCCCUAGCAAGCUAAACCCAAAAAUUUCUUACCUAAAUAAGUCUUGAUUUAUUCUAUAAGUUCAGUGUAGAUGCCGUAUGGCAAUUCAAUCACAAUAAAAACAUCAAUUGCUUUUUGCAAGAA